UGUUGCUCGUGAUAUAUUAAGGCGAUGGCUUCUGCUGCAACAAAGGUAGGAAUUGUCACGUCUUGACACGCAUUCGCCUUCGCUCACUAUAUAUACAUCCUCUGCGCAAACGGCGCAAACCUGCUCAUUCGUUCUCAGUUGCGGCUCGCGCUGCUCCACUCUUUGACUUCACCAUGCGUUUCACACUCGCAGUCGCCGCUGCACCUCUCCUAUCAGCCGUUGCCGCCUUCACACCAGCCAGUACCUCCGGCACAGACAAGCUUGAGGCUAAGGGUCUGAUUAACCUUGCUUUCUAUGAGGCGAAGAACCUUCCACCAUCCAGCUGCAAUAUCAACACUGGCUACAUCAGGCAGGAAUGGAGUACUUUCUCAAGCCAGCAGAAGACCAACUACAUCAAUGCCGUCCUUUGUCUGCAGUCGAAACCAUCGAAAAGCGGAUCCUUGGCACCUGGUGCAAAAAGCCGAUAUGAUGACUUCGUCGCCACGCAUAUCAAUCAGACCCUGAGCAUUCACGGCACUGGGAACUUCCUCUCGUGGCAUCGAUACUUCCUCUGGACAUACGAACAAGCCUUGCGCAACGAGUGUGGCUAUACCGGCUACCAGCCGUACCUCAACUGGCCCAAGUAUGCUCUGGACAUCCUGAACGCCCCAGUCUUUGACGGCAGCUCAACCUCCAUCAGUGGCAAUGGUGCCUACAAGGAUGAGCCUGGCGUCGGGGUCCCGUCGAACAGCCAGCCAUUCAUCACCAUUCCGCACGGUUCCGGUGGUGGCUGCGUAACCAGCGGUCCGUUCAAGAACAUGUCUGUCAACCUCGGUCCCGUUGCGCCUGCGUUCAGCGACGCUACGCCCAACCCUGCACCCAACGGUCUUGGCUAUAACCCGAGGUGUCUGCGUCGUGACAUCUCGUCUUACGCCGCAACCACCAAUCUUCAGGAUGUGAACGUCACAGACCUUAUCACGCAGAACGACAACAUUCUUGACUUUCAAAACAAUAUGCAAGGCCAAUUCGCCAACGGCAUCCUCGGUGUGCACACCGCCGGGCAUUUCGUCGUUGGCGGAGACCCAGGUGGAGACCUCUUCACUUCUCCGGGUAAGCAGACAUCUCAGCAUCACUAUUGAAGCCAUUAGCUGACCAUUUUAAGGCGACCCUUACUUUUGGCUGCACCAUGCUCAGAUCGACCGCGUGUGGUGGAUCUGGCAGAAUCAAGAUCCGGUGGACAGACAGAACGCUAUUGGUGGUACUCUUACCCUGUACAACAGCCCGCCCAGCCGUAACACCAGCCUCAGCGACAUCAUUGAUCUUGGUGUUAACGCCCCAGGCAUUACGAUUGGCAGCGCCAUGUCGACGCUCGGUGGACAGUUCUGUUACGUUUAUUUGUAAUUUAAAGAGAACAAGAUAGAGUGUACAUAGAAGCGGUCUGGUAUGCGUGGCGGUCGACGCAUCGAGGUCUGAUCCUCUGCUAGUCGAUGACUGCGCAAGCUCGCAGGAUUGUAUGUGCAAAGUACAACGC
Baudoinia panamericana UAMH 10762 is the source of this 1510-nucleotide messenger RNA. RefSeq lists its product as uncharacterized. The transcript has a single exon. The record is from RefSeq and is a predicted model, not a curated record. NCBI's taxonomy places the organism in Eukaryota, Fungi, Ascomycota, Dothideomycetes, Mycosphaerellales, Teratosphaeriaceae. The coding region runs from base 174 to 1118 and encodes 314 amino acids. Gene Ontology annotation, molecular function: oxidoreductase activity.